CUACACUGAUUGGUGGCCGCUGGAAAGCUGGUUUGACGAGACUACUUUGUUUUUCCGUGCCUGCCACAUAGGAAGGGGAAGAAGCCGAACUUCAAGGGCGUGUAUUGGGCUCUGCAGGAACUGUGUUACAGAUAUUUUAUCAACUGUGUAUAUAUUGAGAUUCCGUGUGUUACCUCCAGUUUAAAGAUAUCAGAAAUUCGUGAAAAACCAAGUGUGUAAUGGCUGAAAGCAAGGAAAAUCCUGAAGAGGUUCUCACAUGUCCGAUUUGUGUGGAAACAUUCCGGAAACCAGUAAUGUUACCUUGUCAGCACAGUUUUUGUAGAGAGUGUAUUGGUGUGUAUGCUGACAAAUCUAAACCUGGACAGACAGAUGAGGUCUCCUGUAGCACGGGGAGUGAGGGUGCUGACCAGCUGAUCUCAUGCCCUGUAUGUCGGACACCAACCAGUCUGGGGAGAGAAGGUGUAGCUGGUCUGCCUUCCAACUUUCAUCUGGCUGAAAUAGUGGAGAGGUUCUCUUCUGCCGUGAAGAUUGAGGAUGACACCCCAUAUUGUUCUCUGUGUGAUGAUGAUAAUCAGACUAAAGCUGUCAAGUUUUGUACCGAUUGUUGUUUUCUGUAUUGUAAAGACUGUCUGGCUUCUUGUCAUCCCAUGAGGGGGGCUAUGAAACGUCACCGGCUGAUUUCGUCCCUGGAGUACCUCUCACAGGAAACCUCACAGCGACAGACCAGCGACAGGGAUGAACAAUCAAAUCAGCAAGCGUCAUGUGCAAGACAUGGUGAGCCAUUCUGCUUGUACUGUGUACCGUGCCGGAUGGUGAUCUGUAUGGGGUGUGUGGUUGACCAUCCGAAACACGCUAUGCAAGAUAUACCAUCUGCAGCUGAGAAUGACAAGCCAGCUGUGUUGAACAAGACUUGCGAACUGGAGAAAGUGCUACAAGAAACUAAAGAAUCACUGUCAGGAGUUUCGAGGCUGCACAAUAAGAUACAGGAAACUCAGGAACUUCACACUGAAGAGGUUGAAAGGGCUUAUUGUGCAGCCUUGGAAGCCUUACAAGCCUGGAAACAACAGUCCUUAGAUGGCAUAAAAACCCGCUAUUCACAGUGGAGUGUGGAGUGUAGUGCUAUACUCAAACAUUUCCAGCUACAGGCCCAGGAAAUGGAGAGGAUGGUACAGGCUUCCAAGGAUUUAGUAGCGUCAAUGGACGUCAAGUUUUUACAGGGUUCCACGGACUUCACCAAAAUAAUUGAUGACCAACUGAAUGAGAUAAGAGCCGAUCUGGAGAAACAUGAGGUCAGCAGACAAAAGCUUCUAGAUUCUCUACAACAUGACCAAGUUGUUCCUAGACAGGUGACUGUAAAAGAAACAGUGCAAGAACGUCAGGACUUAGAAGCAGCAGUCGGUGGACCAAUGUCACCCCUGUGUGUUACAAAGCCGACUCUGAGAUUCACAGAGACAGACGACAGAAAGCUGAGAAUCACUGACAGCGGCUGUGUGGUAAAGGGUGGGGACUUGUACAGGGGGUGGUGGAGGAGAGCUGUGACAGACGGGCGUUACCAGACGGGCAGGUACUACUGGGAGAUACACAUCACCCGUUCACAUGACUGUAACUGUCAUGUAGGAGUGACACAGGAGAGCUGUGGUGUGAGGGGGAUGACAAACCCUGGCCGUAACUCCUGGUACAUUAAGAUGGUGUACAGUGGUGAUGUGGUCAGGUGUUAUAGUCACCGUGGUGGUGGUGAGAUCAAACCUGACUAUCAACAGUGGAGACGUUACACACGACCUCAUCACCUGGGUGUGUACCUGGACUGUGAUGAGCACACACUGACAGUCCUGGACUGUGACAACAACCAGGUAAUGUGCACUGUCAGUGAUGUUAUCGUCACAGAGCCUCUCGUGCCAUCGGUUGGGUUUGUCGGGUAUGGAUCUGUGUCUGUGUCUGCGUCUGCUCGUCUGGUAACGGGUGACUCUGUGACUCUGCCUCCAGUUCUCUGUGAUAUGAUAAGCACUUCCUGACCAUUGGGUAAUUAUUCAUUACAUCUUUUCCAUCAUAUUAUAAUUUGUUUCAAAUAGAGUGGUUAAUUAUGUCUCUUGGAACAAAUUUUUGCGUAUAAAUUUUAGUUAAUGUGGUUAAUUCAGUAAUUUGUCACAAGCUUACAGCUUGGUGUAGUUGUACACAGUCUGUCUGACUUGUCCUGAACAUCAGUGUCAGGUUUUUUCCAGACAAAAUACAUGUAGAUAAUGGCUGGGUAGUUUUAGUUUUAGUAAUGGAGAUUUGUGAGAAAGUGGCUGAGGGUAUAAAGGAUUAUUUUUCUUACCAUGAUCGGGCCGGUAUGUCAUAACUCAGGGGUGGUUUCAGAUUAAGUCGUCAAAAAAGAUCAGAUCAGAUUGAUGUUGUUGUUGCAGCAUGUUACACAAGACAAUUCUAUUUUGAAUGAUACUAGCAAUGUUUUUUGAGAGAAAUAAACCAUAGUUUGUAAUGGGUUUGAGAGUGAUUAACUGGCUGAAAUGGUAUUACAUAACUAGCGACAUCAAAGAAAAAGAUCACAUGGAUGAGUACAGGUAGAGCUUUUGGCACCUGACCUCAAAUGCAGAUUGGGCUAGAACAGGUUGGUUGGAUAAGCUACAUGUAGUCAUCUAGGUUGUGUUAUGUAACUUGGAUGUAAGUUUUGGAUAAAAAUGAGAGAAAAACAUAACCUGUGGGCCAUUUUUAAAUUAAUACUGUCUCUUUUGAGUGCAAUCCAACCAGCCCUCCAAUAAAGGACCCCACUUGAAAGGGUGUUUUUCUUAGAAGUUUCAUUACCCAGAAUGUACAAGAAUUCCCUGUGGACCGACCCUAUUUUGUCUCCAUGAUGAGGUUAAUCCCAUGCUGAACAAGGACUGUUUUUAGGAUGCUGUUGUCAGUUGUAAGUUUCUCGUUUUCUGUAUAUUUCUCUAUUUUUCAACUAAGUUUAUUCAAAGAUUGGCGUUCUUAACACUUUGUCAUGAUCUGUGCAUAGUUUGUGUAUCUCACAAGUUAACAAUAGCAAACAUUUAAGCUGUUUAUCAGAUUUUUAUCUUCAGUCUAAACACAGUGACAUUUUAGUGGACUAUUUGUGUUUAUUGAAUACAUCUACCACAUUACUAUGUAAACAUCUGACAUGUUUUCUAUAAUAAACACUUAGGUCUUAGUCACUAAACAGUUUUUUAUGAAUAAAUACCAGUUGGCAUUAAUCUAUACUGUAAUAAAAAUGUUGUUUAAAAACAGUUAUUUUUAAUGUAUACUGUAAAUCGUUAACCUUUUUAGCCACUAAAAGUGUUUACUGGAAUCUGUGCAUAUAUUUAAUAGGAAAUCAUGCUAAAAUGAUUUAUUUGUGUCAGUGAAGAUGUAAGCUUCAUAAAACUGUGCCAAUUAUUUUAUCUACACUCUGUAGUUCUCUAACAAUAAUUUCCAAUUAUUGGUUAAAGAGGUGGCCGAAGAGGUUGAAGAGUUUAUAGUAAGCUAUAUGAGGAAGGUUGAAAAAAUUAGGGUAAGCGAUGUGAGGAAGGUUGAACAAUUAGGAUAAGAAAUAUAAGGAAGGAUACACAGAUAUAUAUUAUGGAUAUAACCUUUUUUCCUUUAAAUGACUUUUACAUGUAAGUGCUGUGAUAUGACAAGUGACAUGUAUUAUUGUAUUCACCGUGGUGUAAGCAUUACGCCCCACAUUGUGAUAUUUUUUAAUAAAUAGUUUCUAAAUACGUGUAUAUACAUUGAUUAUGUUGCGGUUUAUUCAGAAUACAGUUUGUCUUUUUUUUUCUUGCUUGCAUAUGCUUAGCUUGAUGAAGUGAUUAAAGUAUCAUUGUUACAUCGCUUUUCAUUUGUUUUUUAAAUUGAGACCCUGUUCACACUUUUUUUUUAUAAAAGUAAUCAAUUUUUCUUGUACAUGUAUUAACGUUGACUCUCUUUUAUUGCAUACAUGUAUAAAUAACUACAACAUGAGCUGCCUCCUUGUUAUGUUUAAUUAACUUCACCCAGAGCUGCAGACCUACACAUGCUUAAUCCUCUCUUUAGGUUUAACCUUCAAAACCAGCUUUGGUCUCCAACUUGAUGUGCAGCUCAAGUCAUGUAUCCAAACAACUUCUGUUCUCAUCUGUGACUUUGUCUGGGUGUUUUUUGAGUUCCCAUACAUGUAUUUUCAGUAAAACACAACAAUGUGUCAGUGUAAAAUAAGCUGGCAAAUCAUCUUUGAUUUCUGUGAUCUCUGAACUUUGCAAAUAUGAAAGUCUGGCUUGUAGCUGAUUUACCUUAGGAAGUGGCUUCAUCCCCAGUACUGUUGCUAUGACAACCUGUGGUCAAGAUUAUGAGGUCACUGCACCAUUUCAUCAGCUUGCUGUUAUUUUAAUGUCAGUUUUUGUUGUAUUCAUGUAUGAUUCGGUGAUAUUGUGCCAUUCUCUGCCUUUUGUGUUCCAACUUCUGAGACAUAUGCUUAAUAAAAAUAAGUGAUUGUGUAAUGUGUAGUCGUUUGAAUGGUUGAAUAAAAGUGUCAAUAAAAUGUAGUAAUACAAACGUAAA
Molecule: messenger RNA, 4527 nt
Organism: Liolophura sinensis
Lineage: Eukaryota; Metazoa; Mollusca; Polyplacophora; Chitonida; Chitonidae
Product: E3 ubiquitin-protein ligase Midline-1-like
Exons: 7
Coding region: 219-2012 (597 amino acids)
Molecular function (GO): protein binding; zinc ion binding
Source: RefSeq, a predicted model, not a curated record